AUGGAUCAACAAGCUAAUCAGGGUCUGGAGGGUAUGGCCGCCGCCAGAGGCCGGUCGCCAUCUGCCGGCCACCAACAACAGCCUCAUCAUAUAAGAAAUAGCCACUCCCCUUCGCCUCACCCGUACCCAUCCCCGGAGCCCAGCAUCGGACUCGGACUCGGCCUUGACAGCUCCACACCCCAGUUCACCAACAACGACUUCACCAACUUCAACGCCAACGCCAGCAGCCAAUUCCUCACCACCUCCCAGCCCCAGGUCUACUCCAACCAGGGCCUCAUCGACACAACCUCCUUCGACGCGAACCAGGCCUUCACCGAACCCCUCAACCCCCAGACCCUCCUGGCUCCCGACUUCAACGGCAGCGGGGACUUCUCGCUCUUCCCGCCUACCACCCAGGCUGAUCAGUUCAGCGCGCCUCUGUUUGGCGACAACCCUACAAUCGGCACGCCCGACCUCAGCAACAUGACCUCGCCGCAGACACAUCACUCUCCCACGCCGCCGCACAUGCUGAAGCCCGAUCCACACCAGCCCGGGUCGGCGCACCAGUCGCCCUCCUUCAACCAACAUCAGUUCUCGUCGCCCGGCUCCCGCUCGAGGACCGUGUCCACCUCGCUAGCACCCGAGGCCGCGCUUCUGGCAGGCCACACAGAUUGGACGCAGGCUCAGUUCCAGGGUCACCGGAGGACACCAUCCGAGUACUCGGACGUUUCCUCGGCACACCCGUCGCCCAACUUGGUCGCGACCGACAGCUUCGAACAGGCGCAUUCAGAGCACGGUCACUCCCCGAUGCAGCGACCCCACGAUAACUUCGACUACGGCGUGAGUACCGGCUUGGGCAACUUCAGCAUAUCAGACCCCCAGAUGGUCCAACACAGUCGCAGCCCGUCGCACAGUCCCGCCAUAUCGCCGCGCAUCCUCCCUCAACAAUUGCCCGACAUGAGCCAAGGAAACCCGAACUUUGCGCUCGGAGGACAGCCUCAGGGCUACAUGAGCGCGCCAACUAUUGCGUACGCCCAUGCAGGCUCUGAAGCAUUCCCACAGCUUGACAACGGUGGUGGCAUGGUCAUGGCCCCACCUGCUAUCAACAUUGAUUUCGCUCCCAACUCGAGGCAAAACACAUUUGAGCCUUCAAAACCGUCCAUUGACCAAGACUCACUUACACCACCGGACAGAGGGCGACCUCGGUCCCGUCCAAGAGCGGUAACGGACCCUUAUAACAACGGUGGCGCCAACCUGUCCAGGCCCUCUACGCCUGGAAGUCUGUCUCCUCAUCUCGGUGUCGAGCGGGCGCGUAACAGGUCGGGGUCUGACUCGUCCCGCUCCAUCUCGCCGUCUUUGUCGCCGGGUGAUCGCUCGGGCAGCGCGAACGCGGCCUCGAGGAGGCGCCAGUCCAUGUCUGCUGUCCCCAACAAUGUGAUCGCCCUCAGACUGGCAGACCCCGAAUACCAAGCCGCCCAAGACAGCGGGAACACAAAACGCGUGCAGAAGCAUCCUGCCACCUUCCAAUGCACCCUGUGCCCUAAGAGGUUUACUCGUGCUUACAACCUGCGCUCGCAUUUGCGUACCCACACUGACGAGCGCCCCUUCGUGUGUACUGUUUGUGGAAAGGCGUUUGCCAGACAACACGACCGGAAACGCCAUGAAGGCUUGCACUCUGGUGAGAAGAAAUUUGUCUGCAAGGGUGACCUGAAGGCUGGCGGCCAGUGGGGUUGCGGGAGGCGAUUUGCUCGAGCAGAUGCCCUUGGCCGACACUUCCGUUCAGAAGCUGGACGUAUUUGCAUCAAACCCCUACUAGACGAGGAGAUGCUCGAACGCCAACGCAUCUGGCAAGAACAGCGAAUGCAGAACAUGGCUGCUCAGAACAUGGCUGCACAGCAUGCUGCGGCCAUGGACCCCGGCAUGUACCCGCCUAUGGACCCCAACCAAGGCUUUGCUCUUCCAGCUUCUCUCCUCGCGCAAUACCCUGCACUCGCCCAGAUGAACUGGCAGUCAAACGAUAUGGGAAAUGUAGAAGACGAACUCAGCGGCCGAUCUAGCUUUGAUGCCUCCGAUUACGAUGAAGGUGACGAGCAGGGCUACGUAUCGGGUCCUGGAACCGGGUACGGCGACGGAGGCAUGCAGCAAAACUUUGGUGAAAUGGGAUAUGCAAGUGACUAUGGCCAUCGGUAG
Neoarthrinium moseri is the source of this 2169-nucleotide messenger RNA. RefSeq lists its product as uncharacterized. Bases 1 to 2169 code for a protein of 722 amino acids. NCBI's taxonomy places the organism in Eukaryota, Fungi, Ascomycota, Sordariomycetes, Amphisphaeriales, Apiosporaceae. Gene Ontology annotation, molecular function: RNA polymerase II cis-regulatory region sequence-specific DNA binding; DNA-binding transcription factor activity, RNA polymerase II-specific. The record is from RefSeq and is a predicted model, not a curated record. Gene Ontology annotation, biological process: regulation of transcription by RNA polymerase II. The transcript has 2 exons. Gene Ontology annotation, cellular component: chromatin.